ACUGUGAAUUCAUUUCAAUAUUGUGUAUUUCCUAACAUACUAAACGUUUGUACCAAAAUGUCGGUACCACCACAAGCAUUUGUUAAUAAAAAUAAGAAACAUUUUCUAGGGAUCCCUGCGCCCUUAGGUUAUGUAGCUGGUGUUGGUCGAGGUGCUACAGGUUUUACGACACGUUCGGAUAUUGGACCGGCUCGAGACGCCAAUGACGUUUCUGAUGAUCGCCAUGCACCCCCAGCGGCAAAACGUAAGAAAACAGAAGAAGAAGAUGAUGACGAAGAUUUAAAUGAUUCCAAUUAUGAUGAAUUUUCUGGAUACAGUGGCUCGUUGUUCUCAAAGGACCCUUAUGACAAAGAUGAUGCAGAGGCAGAUGCAAUAUAUGAAUCUAUUGACAAGAGAAUGGAUGAAAAAAGAAAAGAGUACAGAGAAAAACGCCUCAAAGAAGAUCUGGAGAGAUAUCGUCAGGAGAGACCGAAAAUCCAACAGCAGUUCUCAGACUUAAAGAGAGAACUUAAAGUGGUUUCCGAAGAAGAAUGGGCUGCAAUUCCAGAAGUUGGUGAUGCUAGAAACAGAAAGCAGAGAAAUCCUCGGGCUGAGAAGUUCACUCCGUUACCUGAUAGUGUACUGUCAAGGAAUCUUGGUGGAGAAUCUAGUACAUCUAUAGACCCAGGAUCGGGUCUUGCUUCAAUGAUGCCUGGUGUUGCAACACCUGGAAUGCUUACACCUUCAGGUGACUUGGAUUUGAGAAAGAUUGGUCAAGCACGAAACACACUGAUGACUGUAAAAUUAUCUCAAGUAUCUGACUCUGUCACCGGACAGACGGUUGUCGAUCCCAAAGGAUAUUUAACAGACUUGCAAUCUAUGAUACCAACUUACGGUGGUGAUAUCAAUGACAUUAAAAAGGCCCGUCUCUUGCUGAAAUCUGUUAGAGAAACUAAUCCAAAUCAUCCUCCAGCUUGGAUUGCUAGUGCCCGUCUGGAGGAAGUAACAGGCAAAGUGCAAUCCGCCCGUAACUUGAUAAUGAAGGGUUGCGAAGUGAAUCCGAGUAGUGAGGAGUUAUGGCUGGAAGCAGCUCGUCUGCAGCCGCGUGACACAGCGCGGGCCGUCAUUGCCCACGCCGCGAGGAACCUGCCUCACAGCGUCAGAAUAUGGGUCAAAGCUGCUGACUUGGAGCAGGAGACUAAGGCGAAACGUCGUGUUUACCGCAAAGCUUUAGAACACAUACCAAACUCGGUUCGUCUUUGGAAAGCAGCAGUUGAAUUGGAGAAUCCAGAGGACGCUCGUAUUCUGCUAUCGCGUGCAGUAGAAUGCUGCCCGAGUAGUGUGGAACUCUGGCUUGCUUUAGCUAGAUUGGAAACAUAUGAGAAUGCCAGAAAAGUAUUGAAUAAGGCCCGCGAGAACAUACCAACGGACAGACAGAUUUGGGUGACUGCGUCUAAAUUAGAAGAGGCUCAUGGCAAUACUCACAUGGUGGAGAAGAUCGUAGACCGUGCGAUAACAUCUCUCAGCGCGAACGGUGUUGAGAUUAACAGAGAACACUGGUUUAAGGAAGCAAUGGAAGCUGAAAAGUCAGGAGCGGUCCAUACUUGCCAGGCUAUCAUACGAGCAGUUAUUGGACACGGAAUCGAUCCAGAGGACCAGAAACAUACAUGGAUGGAAGAUGCAGAAGCUUGUGCGCACGAAGGUGCGUACGAGUGCGCACGCGCAAUAUACGGGUACGCACUGUCAGUGUUCCCGUCGAAGAAAUCAAUAUGGCUGCGCGCCGCGUACCUGGAGAAGCAGCAUGGCAGCCGCGCCAGCCUCGAGUCGCUGCUGCAGCGCGCCGUCGCACACUGCCCCAAAUCAGAGGUGCUCUGGCUCAUGGGGGCCAAGUCUAAGUGGUUGGCCGGCGACGUGCCCGCUGCGAGAGGUAUAUUGUCGUUAGCUUUCCAAGCCAACCCCAACUCGGAGGAGAUCUGGCUUGCUGCCGUCAAGUUGGAGAGUGAGAACAAAGAGUAUGACAGAGCGAGACGACUUCUCGCUAAAGCGAGAGCUUCCGCACCGACACCAAGGGUAAUGAUAAAAUCAGCUAAAUUAGAAUGGGCGCUGAACAAUUUGCAAGAAGCGCUAAAUCUGCUGGAUGAAGCGAUCAAAGUGUUCAGUGACUACGCCAAGCUGCACAUGAUGAAAGGACAGAUUGAAGAACAAAUGGGCAGAGACGAUGAUGCGCAUAAUACUUAUUCUCAAGGAUUAAAGAAAUGUGCAACAAGUGUACCAAUGUGGAUUUUGCUCUCAAGACUUGAAGAGAAACUAAAACACGUCACAAAGGCGAGAUCUGUACUCGAAAAAGCACGUCUGAGAAACCCAAAGAACCCAGAAUUAUGGUUGGAGAGUGUAAGAUUGGAGAGGAGAAACGGUAGUGUGGACAUAGCUAAUGCAGUUAUGGCGAAGGCUUUACAGGAAUGUCCCAACGCGGGCCGGCUCUGGGCGGAGGCUAUAUUCAUGGAGUCUAGACCUCAGAGGAAAACUAAGAGUGUGGACGCAUUAAAGAAGUGCGAGCACGACGCUCACGUGCUGCUGGCUGUGUCACAGCUCUUCUGGACUGAGAGGAAACUCAACAAGUGCCGCGAGUGGUUUAACCGUACGGUAAAGAUUGAUCCCGAUUUAGGUGAUGCUUGGGCGUUUUUCUACAAGUUUGAGCUAUUACACGGUACAGAGCAACAGCAAGAAGACGUGAAGAGCCGUUGUAAAGCCGCGGAACCUCACCACGGCGAGUUCUGGUGCCGCAUCUCCAAAGACAUCGCUAACUGGUGCUACAGCACCGAACAGAUACUACUCUUAGUGGCGAAAGACCUUCCCGUGCCUACGUAGUGCUUACAGAUUGGACAAGGUGGGAUAUAACCAGUAUAUCUUGGUCUCUUCAGUAAAGUAGUUAAUUUUAUUUUUAUGUUUUAAUGAUUGUUUAUUUUGAGAUGUGGACAAAAUGAAUGAAGUGAACGAUUUUGUAAGCAAACAGGCAAAUAAAGAGAUGUGUAUAAUUAUUAACAAAUCUGUUCAGUUAUAAUACUA
Molecule: messenger RNA, 3045 nt
Organism: Papilio machaon (common yellow swallowtail)
Lineage: Eukaryota; Metazoa; Arthropoda; Insecta; Lepidoptera; Papilionidae
Gene: Prp6
Product: pre-mRNA-processing factor 6
Exons: 17
Coding region: 58-2847 (929 amino acids)
Biological process (GO): mRNA splicing, via spliceosome; spliceosomal tri-snRNP complex assembly
Cellular component (GO): catalytic step 2 spliceosome; U4/U6 x U5 tri-snRNP complex
Molecular function (GO): protein binding
Source: RefSeq, a predicted model, not a curated record